This is a messenger RNA of Nicotiana attenuata, 1331 nucleotides long. RefSeq names its product E3 ubiquitin-protein ligase Os04g0590900-like. Lineage: Eukaryota; Viridiplantae; Streptophyta; Magnoliopsida; Solanales; Solanaceae. The transcript has a single exon. Gene Ontology annotation, molecular function: transferase activity. Gene Ontology annotation, biological process: protein ubiquitination. The coding region runs from base 316 to 915 and encodes 199 amino acids. The record is from RefSeq and is a predicted model, not a curated record.
UUCUCUUUUUUGAUUGUCUGGAUAGUAAAAAUUUGUAACCUCUUCUUACAAAUAAAUGAACUUGCCAGAAAGUUAAGUGUGAGUGUCAAAUUCUUGGAUUCAUCACCAACCUUGUUUGUCUAUAUUGAUCUCUAACUUUGAUAUGACCGUCAGUCCAUGUCCUCAAAAGUUUUUCUAAACUUAGAAUGAUCUCCAAUUACAAAGUUCCUAGACAAUGCUAUCCCUCAAAUUUGCUUAUAGCAACUUGUCUUAAAAGCCAUAUCGAUUCAAUUCCAACAGUUCUUUCCUGUUUUUUGUCCAGAAAUUCAGAAUAGCAUGUCUAGUCCAAAUUCCUCUCCAGGCGUAGGACCUUCGCGUUGGGAUCCACUGCUGAUUGCCUCAGUUGGUGUAAUUUGUUUGAUACUUCUUCUAUUUAGUUAUUUGAAGAUAAUACAGACACACUGUUGUGGGUAUCUAUCUGCGCGUUUGUACAGAAAUCCAACUCAAAGGCAUCAUCUAAACGAGCAAAUUCUUGAUGAUACUGAUUCACAGAUACAUAGCCGGGGACUAGACUCCUAUAUUAUGCAUUCACUGCCAAUCACUCAGUUCAAGAAGAACGACGAACAAACAACCAGACCAAAUAAUGCAGAUUGUGCAGUUUGUUUAGGUGAAUUUGUAGAUGGAGAAUGGCUGAAACACUUACCUUAUUGCUCUCAUGUUUUCCAUGUCGCCUGCAUUGACACUUGGUUUCAGAUUCAUUCAAGCUGCCCACUAUGCAGAUCCAAUGUAUUUAAUGUCAAAAUGCAACAAGGACAUUCCAUUUCUAUGUACACAUUACUAGAAACUCUGAGAAGGGAAGAUUUCAAUCGCGAAAGAUCAGUGCACAAUGAGGAUAUCCGGUCACAGAUACUACAGAAUCGUUCUUCUGAGCUUUAGAAGGAAGUGCUGACUAGUGGUAUUAACAUUGUGUAACAACUAAAUAGGUAUGCCUCUCAAUCAUUACACUGUCUAUAUUAAGAGCUCCACGGUAUGCUCUCUUCCUGUAGAGAGCUUUAUGAACAAGGAUUUGGGAUAUAUAACAUACAUUUGAAUUAGCAAUGACAAGCUUCAGGAACGAGAGGAAGUUGAUACGAGGCAAGGAUAAUCGCAAUGUUUAGCCAAGGCAGAUAUUCUGGUAACAGGGAACGCUAUUUGACGCUUAAACACCUUAUUUUACCAAAUAAGGUUGAAGAGUACAUGUGAUGUAUGACAUGUUUUUUCUUCCUUGUAAGGUUGAUAUCUCCUUGAGAUUUCUCUGAUUCAAUGAUUUGGAAAAGAGACUAUCCCUUUUACUGAACAGUUUGAAUUAUCAU